Molecule: messenger RNA, 2992 nt
Organism: Selaginella moellendorffii
Lineage: Eukaryota; Viridiplantae; Streptophyta; Lycopodiopsida; Selaginellales; Selaginellaceae
Product: subtilisin-like protease SBT1.5
Exons: 1
Coding region: 359-2740 (793 amino acids)
Biological process (GO): proteolysis
Molecular function (GO): serine-type endopeptidase activity
Source: RefSeq, a predicted model, not a curated record
UUUUUCCUGCGCACAGACUCAUCAUCCAUUGCUCGCAUUCUCGCGGCGUCCGUUUCCUCGUUGCCGUGUGUUGUUCCGUUUCGAGAGAGGGGCCCCAUUCUCCACCCAUUUGAUUUUCCUUCCCCAUUCUUCUUCUUCUUUGCUUUGUCUUUCGCCUAUAAAAUAUUCUAGGCAUUCCAGUGCGAGCACCACCACCGACACUCAUCGAUCUCAUUCAUUCAUUCGCCUCUUCCAAAUGCCUCUCGUCUUUGCUCCUUCGUGUCUCACCCCGAGAGUUCUUCGCUCCCCCGUCGAGUAAGCUCUGAGGAAGAUCUCCCAGCUUGUAGUAGCGUGUGAUUCUUCCGCGGGAUUGGCUGAGAUGGGCUCUCUCCUCUUCGCAUUGGGUCUCGGGAUCGCCGCUUCUUUGCUGGGAUCGAUCGCGUCAUUGGCGGUGGCGGUGGCGGCGGCGCAAGAGCCCGCCGCCAGGAGCUACAUUGUCCAUAUGGACAACUCCCAAAUGCCCGAUUCCUUCCAGCACCACCAGCAUUGGUACGCAUCGCUCGUAGCAUCCGCCAAAGAUGCCACCACUGAUUCCAUCUCUUCCUCCUCCGCCACUACCAUCUCGGACGAUCUCCUCCUCCACGUCUACGACACGGUCCUCCACGGCUUCUCCGCCGUACUCACUCCCACACAGGCCGAGGCCAUCCAGCGCCUCCCCGGAUUUGUGGCCAUGGCCCAAGAUACCAAGAAGGAGCUCCACACCACCCACAGCCCGGGCUUCCUCCAUCUCAACUCCAGCUAUGGGCUGUGGCCCAAAUCCAAGUACGGCGACGACGUCAUCAUCGGCGUGUUCGAUACCGGCGUCUGGCCGGAGAGCGCGAGCUUCAGCGACCACCGGAUGUCCGCGAUUCCCUCCAAAUGGAAGGGCAUAUGCCAGACCGGUCCCGGGUUCGAAUCCACCGCUUGCAACAAGAAGCUGAUUGGCGCGCGCUACUUCUUCCGCGGCUACGAGGCGAUGAGCGGGCCAAUCAACGGCAGCACCGAAUUUAAAUCGCCGCGCGACUCGGACGGCCACGGCACCCAUACCGCCAGCACCGCCGGCGGGAGGUACGUGUACCGUGCGGACAUGCUAGGGUUUGCCAGCGGUACCGCCGAGGGGAUGGCGCCAAAGGCCCGCAUUGCCGUGUACAAGGUGUGCUGGACGUCCGGCUGCUUUGAUUCGGAUAUUCUGGCGGCGUUCGAUACCGCCGUGGCAGACGGCGUGGAUGUGAUCUCGCUGUCCGUGGGCGGCGGCGUCAUGCCGUACCGCAUGGACAGCAUCGCGCUGGGGGCAUUUGGCGCCAUGACGCGCGGCGUGUUCGUUGCCACGUCAGGCGGCAACCAGGGGCCAGGUCAGCUGUCCGUGACCAACGUGGCGCCGUGGAUCGCUACCAUUGGUGCCAGCACAAUGGACCGGGCAUUUCCCGCCACUGUCAAGCUCGGCAAUGGCGAGUCCUUCCAGGGCGUGUCGCUCUACAGCGGCAAGGGUUUCGCGGCCGGGGAGGAGAUCCCGCUCGUCUACUCCGCCGACGCUUCUGUCGGCAAGAACGGCAGCGAUUCCUACUCGGCGAGCCUGUGCCUGGCCGGAUCGCUGGAUCCCAAGCUCGUCCGGGGCAAGAUUGUGCUGUGCGAUCGAGGUAACAAUGCCAGGGUCGAGAAGGGGGGCGUGGUUCUCGCCGCCGGCGGCCGCGGGAUGAUCCUCUCGAACUCCCCCACCGACGGCGAGGGUCUGAUCGCCGACAGCCAUCUCCUUCCAGCUACCGCCGUCGGCAAUGCUGCUGGAAGUUCCAUCAAGAACUACAUCAAAUCGGCGAAAUCUCCAGUCGCGAGCAUCAAAUUCCUGGGCACGGUUCUAGGGACUUCCCCAGCGCCGGUGGUGGCAUCGUUCUCCUCCAGGGGCCCCAAUCCAGAGACGCCCGAGAUCCUCAAGCCGGACAUGAUCGCUCCCGGGGUGAACAUCCUGGCGGCGUGGACGGGCGCCGCGGGGCCGACUGGAUUGGCAUCCGACACUCGCAAGGUCCGAUUCAACAUCAUCAGCGGCACAUCCAUGGCCUGCCCACACGUCAGUGGAUUGGCGGCGCUGCUCAGGGGCGCUCACCCGGAUUGGAGCCCCGCGGCGAUCAAAUCCGCGCUCAUGACCAGCGCCACCCUCGUGGACAACACCAAGAACAUCAUGUCCGACGAGGCCACCGGCAACGUGUCAACGCCGUUUGACUUUGGGUCGGGGCUGGUCAACCCCGAGACGGCCAUGGAUCCGGGGCUGGUCUACGAUCUGGGCAGGGAGGAUUACAUCGAGUUCCUGUGCAGCCUCAACUAUUCGUCCAAGGACUUGAGGAUGGUGACGAGAUCCAAGGCCUCUUGCCCGACGAGCGUGCCCAAGACGAGCGAUCUAAACUAUCCGUCCUUCUCGGCGGUGUUUGAUCAAAGCGUCAAGGGGCCGAUGAAGAUGAGUUUCAAGAGGACGGUGACGAAUGUGGGGUCGCCCAAGGCGGAGUACGUUGCGAGCGUUUUGGUGCCCAAAGGAAUCGAGGCGAGCGUGGUGCCCAAGAGGCUCUUGUUCUCGGAGCUCAACCAGAAGUUGAGCUACACGCUGACGAUCAGCGCGCCGAGAGCGGCGGUGGUGCCCGGGGAUAUCGAGACGGUGUUUGGGCUCUUGACGUGGUCGGAUAGCCAGCGGAUGGUGAGAAGCCCGAUCGCGAUCAGUCGCCAGGAGCCGUAUUGAUCGAUCCAUCAGUCGGUGGUGAUCGCCAGCGAAAGUUUCGAUCGACCACACCAGCAAAGUUAGUGGAAGGAGGCAUUCAAGAACAACCAACGAGGAACAAUCUGGUUUGCUGUCUUCACUUUUUCUUUCCAGCUUGUUUAGAUGCUUGCUGCUCAAGCGUGUCAAUGAAUCGAGCACAGCAAAGAGCAAAGUGACUUUGUAAAUUUUCGACGGAUUGUGGGGAAUCUUCAAAGGCUGCUUUUGUGCGUUGUU